This is a messenger RNA of Linum tenue, 2584 nucleotides long. The record is from the annotation of a GenBank genome assembly. NCBI's taxonomy places the organism in Eukaryota, Viridiplantae, Streptophyta, Magnoliopsida, Malpighiales, Linaceae.
AUCCCCGAGUCGAGAUACAUAUCCACUUUCAUGCGUAAGUAUGGUGACCAGAUUGAUAUUUAUUCACAACCUUCUCUCUCGCACGUGGUAGAUGAGCAAAACGUGUGCCGGUUUCUACGAUACAUAAACCGAUCAGACGAGAAUUUUGCGGUUCCCUCCCGUUAGCCGUUCUACCGUCGACGCUCAUUCAACUCACUCUCAGAAGCCUGUGUACCGAUCGAAUUCCAUCUCCGAUUUGAUUAGAAAAACAAAACGGCACCUCAGCCAUGACGGCGGAGACGCUGCCGUACCAGAAUGGCGCUGUGUCCAACGGCGGUGGCAGUGGUGUUGCCUCCUCAAAUACUAACGUGGUCGCCAAUGGAGAUCCGAGUGCCGCAAACCCUAGCUCCGGCAAGAAGGCGAGAGAGAGCGAGCGUCGCCGGCGGAGGCGCAAGCAGAAGAAGAACAAAGCUGUUUCCCAUGCUCCUGAUGCUUUAGCAGCAGCCAAUGGCGACGAUAGCGAUGCCGACGAGGCGAAGGAGAACGAUAAUCCUCAGAAGGGUUUUGAGCAAGUUGUAGUGGAAUAUGUUCCCGAGAAGGCUGAGUUGGAAGAUGGUGUUGAUGAUGAAUUCAGAAAGAUCUUUGAGAAAUUUAGUUUUCUCGAGGGCACGGCUGCUGAGGAUACUGAUAAGAAAGAUGAAGCGGCACAAAUUGUUGAGCCUAAGAAGAAGGCUGACUCAGAUUCUGAUUCUGAAGAGGGGGGGCAAGAUAACCAGCAGAAGGAUAAGGGUGGCUUGUCAAACAAGAGGAAAAAGCUUUUGCGAAGAAUGAAAAUUGCAGAACUGAAACAGAUUUGCUCAAGACCUGAUGUGGUUGAGGUGUGGGAUGCUACUGCAUCAGAUCCAAAGUUGCUUGUAUUCUUGAAGGCAUACAGAAAUACUGUUCCGGUACCAAGGCACUGGUGUCAGAAACGGAAGUAUCUUCAGGGUAAGCGUGGUAUUGAGAAGCAGCCAUUCCAGCUCCCUGAUUUCAUUGCUGCAACAGGAAUUGAAAAAAUUCGUCAGGCAUAUAUUGAGAAAGAGGAUGGUAAGAAGUUGAAGCAGAAGCAACGAGAGCGAAUGCAGCCUAAGAUGGGGAAGAUGGACAUUGAUUAUCAGGUUCUCCAUGAUGCCUUUUUCAAGUUCCAAACAAAACCAAAAUUAACUAGUCACGGUGACUUGUACCACGAAGGGAAGGAAUUCGAGGUGAAACUGAGGGAGAUGAAGCCAGGGUCUCUUUCGCAAGAACUAAAAGAAGCUCUUGGUAUGCCUGAAGGUGCCCCUCCACCAUGGCUUAUCAAUAUGCAGAGAUAUGGUCCUCCGCCAUCAUACCCGCAUUUGAAGAUCCCUGGACUGAAUGCACCAAUCCCUCCAGGAGCUAGCUUUGGCUAUCAUCCCGGUGGCUGGGGCAAGCCUCCAGUUGAUGAGUAUGGGCGGCCUUUGUAUGGAGAUGUUUUUGGGGUUCAGCAACAAGAACAGCCUAACUACGAGGAAGAGCCGGUUGAUAAGAGUAAGCAUUGGGGUGAUUUGGAGGAAGAGGAAGAAGAGGAGGAGGAGGAGGAAGAAGAAGAAGAGAUGGAAGAAGAGGAACUUGAGGAUGGCAUUGAGUCUGUUGACAGUCUUUCAAGUACACCAACUGGUGUUGAAACACCUGAUGUUAUUGACCUCCGUAAACAGCAGAGAAAGGAACCUGAUAGGCCGCUCUACCAAGUUCUCGAACAAAAGGAAGAGAGUAUUGCUGCUGGAACGUUACUUGGCACAACUCAUACGUAUGCAAUUCCUAGCGGUACUACCCAUGAUAAGAACGCUGCUAAAAGGGUGGAUCUGAUUAGGGGAAACAAGGCUACUGACAGAGUGGAGGUUAGUUUGCAGCCUGAAGAGUUGGAAGUCAUGGACAAUGUUCUAUCUGCCAAGUACGAGGAAGCCAGGGAAGAGGAGAAAUUGCGGAGUCAAAAAGAGGACUUCAGUGACAUGGUUGCAGAGAAUGAAAAGAAAAGGAAGCGCAAAAUGCAGGACAAGGAAGGAAAAUCGAAAAAGAAAGACUUCAAGUUCUGAGGAGGGAGACAUGCGAAUUGAACCACUGUUAAUGUUCUACUACCCGACACGAAUAACAAAUUUGAGCUUUUUGAAUCCUUGUGCACUGUGUAUUGUUUUAUCGACACGAUGAGAUAGUUCUUGCUAAUUAGGGCACGGAGCGGCUGGCUGGAAGAGCGAAUGUUUAAUGCAAAGUCUUCAGGUAGAGAUGAAAAAGUGUGCUUAUUCACAGUGUAACAAGAGCAUUGAUUUCUAGGGCUAGAUAAAGAUCUGUAACCUACAUCUUCCCCUGUUUUGUGCAACUUUGUUGUAUGAACAAGGAGAUUGCACUGAUAUUUUAUUAAACGUCUUCUUUUGGGAAGCCCUUUGUUCCAUCGAGGUGGAAACUUGAUCCCUUGGAUCAACGAGAAGUUAUGGCUAUGAAAUUGUAUAUAAAUGGUGUUUGAGCCAAGUUCCUUUCCUCCCAAGCCUGGUUGUCCUUCUUCCUCUUCCCUUUGCGGCGUGGCGCCUUCUUUCCUUCUUCUUUGGGCACG